CUCGAACUGUUUGAUCACGUAGUUUCUAACUACAAGUAAAUGCGUUGUAACCCUAGUUCUUUUACCACAUCGCUUCGUCUGUUCCCGCAUCUACCUUCUUAUCUGGCCAAAUCUCCACAGUUCGUACUUUGUCACGGCCUAUAUCGGCCCUCUGCCUGCCAGUGAUGGAGAUAGCAAUUCGAGCAGCGUCUCGUUGCUCUCGGCAGCCUUUCAUUUCCAGAUUUCUUCUAGGCAGUUCGAAACGAAGUGAUUUUUGCGCUCGCGAUAGGAGCUCGUUGCGUAGACAUUUUGCGUCGACUCGUCUGCUCCAGCUGAAACUGGCAGAUAUGGCCGAGCAAGACUUGAAUGCUCUCCGGGUCCGGGAGGACAGGCUUAUGGGAGAUAUUCACUACACUUGCCAAUGGGGAACGGGUCAAAGAUGGGGCGAUCACCCUACAGAAACAGGCAUGAAGCGUCUUGCCUUGUCUGAUUCCGACAAGCAGGUGCGCGACUGGUUUGCAUCCACGGCCAAACAACUGGGCUGUACGGUCACUGUCGAUUCAAUGGGAAAUAUGUUUGCCGUGCGACCAGGCAAACGAGAUGGCCCUCCCACAUUUGCGGGCUCUCAUCUGGAUACGCAACCCUCGGGCGGGCGAUACGACGGUAUCCUAGGCGUCACCGCGGCGUUAGAAAUGCUGAAGACGCUUAAAGACAGCGGUAUCGAGACGGAGUUCCCGGUAGGGGUCGUGAAUUGGACGAACGAGGAGGGCGCAAGAUUUCCCGUGUCUAUGAUCUCGAGCGGUGUUUGGGCGGAGCAAAUCCCGCUUGAGCGAGCUCACAACCUCAAAGAAGUGGGUGGCGGCACCGCCACUAUGAAAUCCGAGCUCGAACGGAUAGGGUACAUGGGCUCAACACCGGCGUCCUACAGAUCCGUUCCGAUGGCUGCACAUUUCGAGCUGCACAUCGAGCAGGGCCCCAUCCUGGAGGCCGAGGAGCGCAAGAUCGGGAUCGUGAAAGGCGUGCAGGCGUACAAGUGGUUCACGGUGGAGGUGCGCGGCCGCGACACGCACACGGGGACCACGCCGUUCGAGAGACGGGCAGACGCCAUGCUAGCGGCCAGCAAGAUGAUUUUGUACAGCCACCGCGCCGCGACGAGGGCAGGCGCGAGAGCUAGCACGGGCAUCUUGGUGCUGGAGCCGGGAAGCACGAACACGGUCCCGGGCUACGUGCGGUUCAGCCUCGACGUGCGCGCUCUCGAGGAUGCGAAGGUCGACGCCGUCGAGGAAGACUGCAGAAGGGCGUUUGCGGCCAUCGCUGCUGGCGAAGACGUCGACGGCCUGAACAAGGAUGGUACGCCUGGUCUCGCGUGCAGCGUUGACAUCACCGUGGAUUCCGUCUCGCCCGCCAUCAAGUUCCACGAAGACUGCAUAUCCUGUGUGCGCGAAGCGAGUAAAGGGCUGUUUGGAGACCAGUUCGACAAUCUAACGAAGGAGAUGAUCUCGGGCGCGGGACACGACAGCGUGUAUACUAGCUACGUCUGUCCGACGAGCAUGAUAUUCAUCCCGUGUCGAGACGGGGUCAGCCACAAUCCGACCGAGUACAGCAAGCCGGAAGAUUGCGCUCUCGGUGCUCAGGUGCUCCUGCAGAGCGUCUUGCGUUACGAUAAGCUACGAGCCUCAAGGGUUUAGUAAUGUGAUGCAAUCAGAUACGAAUGGAUCUCUGUGUCUCACCACAACGUGACAGUAGGCUCCGCGAGAACACAAUGUAAGCCCAACACCAGACUCCCAUGCCGCUCAAUUUAAAAAGUAAGAGAAUGCCCAACGAAUGCUAAGUUGUGCAUGAAGCAUUUGCUCUUUGGAGAACGCUUCUAGAUAGUCUGCUUGACAUGGUCUGCCAAGAACUUCAAAGUCAAUCGCUCUCAUGCCCUUUGUCAAGAUUUGUUUGCAUUCCCAAGAUCACAAUGCCACGGGCCCCUCUUACCCCUCCUCACAUUUCAAGAUGCCCACGACAAAGCGUUGAGCCGUUGCUUAGAGAGAUUCUUGUCAGCGC
Molecule: messenger RNA, 2028 nt
Organism: Verruconis gallopava
Lineage: Eukaryota; Fungi; Ascomycota; Dothideomycetes; Venturiales; Sympoventuriaceae
Exons: 3
Coding region: 165-1667 (500 amino acids)
Molecular function (GO): hydrolase activity, acting on carbon-nitrogen (but not peptide) bonds, in linear amidines
Source: RefSeq, a predicted model, not a curated record